Molecule: messenger RNA, 403 nt
Organism: Acyrthosiphon pisum (pea aphid)
Lineage: Eukaryota; Metazoa; Arthropoda; Insecta; Hemiptera; Aphididae
Product: 40S ribosomal protein S28
Exons: 2
Coding region: 171-368 (65 amino acids)
Biological process (GO): translation; ribosomal small subunit assembly; maturation of SSU-rRNA
Cellular component (GO): cytosolic small ribosomal subunit; ribosome
Molecular function (GO): structural constituent of ribosome
Source: RefSeq, a predicted model, not a curated record
CGGUAUAGCCUAACAUUUUGUGAUUACAUUUUCGGACGCCACGCUCUUUUUCAGUCUUACCCACGUUCCUGAAUCUUGCACCAGUUGCACCUAAAGAUUUCGGCUUACGGGUUUUACUCGAAUUCUUCGUUCGCGUUUUUGUGUCUUCUGCCUAACACAAGACAGGAACCAUGGACAAACCAGUAGUGUUAUCUCGCGUAUUGAAGGUUUUGGGGCGUACCGGUUCCCAGGGCCAAUGUACCCAAGUCAAAGUUGAAUUCAUCGGCGAACAAAACCGUCAGAUCAUCAGGAACGUCAAAGGACCCGUGCGCGAGGGUGACAUUCUCACGCUGCUCGAGUCCGAGAGAGAAGCUAGAAGGCUUCGAUAGGAUUAUCCUGUAGGUAUAGGGUCAUGUACGGUUUU